AUGAAGGCCAAGGCGCAGGCCAUCGCCGACAAAGCCGCGGCCAUGUCCGGCGGCGACGACGACCGCGGCGUCAAGCGCGACCGCGAGGGCGAUGACAUGCUCCCCCCCGACGCAUUCGAGAACCCCGCGCAGCGCCAGCGCACGUCCGGCUUCGACGCGCCCCCGGCCGAGGGCGCGGCGCCCGCCGCGCCCGUGGCGGAUGCCCCCGGAGCAGUCGAGGGACCCGCCCCCAUCACGCUCCAGACCGCGGGCCACGAGGGUCGCAUCAUCGGCCGCGGCGGGCAGAACAUCAUGAGGAUGCAGGACCAGUACCAGGUGAGGAUCCAGGUGAAAAAGGACCAGGGCAUCACGGAGGUGUCCGGCGCGGGAGCAGAGCAGUGCGCCGCGGAGAUUCGGUCCAUCAUGGACGCCGCCAACGCGGCGCUGGCGGCGGGAGGCAGCGGAUACGUCGUCGGCGACGCUCCCGGUCAGGCCCCGGCCGGCGGCGGUGCCUCGAGGAUCAUCCCCUGCGCGGGCGUGGAGUCGCGCAUCAUCGGCAAAGGCGGGCAGAACAUCCGCGCCCUUCGCGAGCGGACGGGCGCUCAGAUCAAGGUGAGAAACGAGACGCGCGACGUCGAGAUCACCGGCCACCCGCAGGCGGUGGAGGCGGCGGCGGCGGCCAUCGAGGAGAUCAUCCACAACUUCAACACCACGGGCAGCGCCGGGCCGGGGCCGGGCGGCGGCGGCGGGCGGGGUGGAGGAGGAGGCGGCUACGGCGGCGGCUACGCCCAGCCGGGCGGCUACCAGCAGCAGGGCGGCUACGGCGGCGGCUACCAGCAGCAGGGCGGCUACGGCGGCGGCUACCAGCAGCAGGGCGGCUACGGCGGCGGCUACGGCCAGGGGUACGCCCAGGGCGGAUACGACCAGGGUGCGCAGUACGGGGGCUAUCAGCAGCAGCAGGGCGCGGCUUACGGCGGCGGCGGCGGCGGCGGGCCCGCCCCCACCGGCGCGACGGGCCUCCCCCCGGGCUGGCAGGAGCUGAGCGCGAACGGCCAGGUGUAUUACUGGAACACCGAGACCAAUGUGACCCAGUACGAGCGCCCGCAGUGA
This is a messenger RNA of Micromonas commoda, 1089 nucleotides long. RefSeq lists its product with no specific name. Gene Ontology annotation, cellular component: cytoplasm; nucleus. Lineage: Eukaryota; Viridiplantae; Chlorophyta; Mamiellophyceae; Mamiellales; Mamiellaceae. Gene Ontology annotation, biological process: regulation of gene expression. Gene Ontology annotation, molecular function: mRNA binding; protein binding. The transcript has a single exon. The record is from RefSeq and is a predicted model, not a curated record. The coding region runs from base 1 to 1089 and encodes 362 amino acids.